AUGGGCAAGUCGUCCAAGGACAAGCGCGACGCCUACUACCGGCUCGCCAAGGAGCAGGGCUGGCGCGCGCGCAGCGCGUUCAAGCUCCUGCAACUCGACGAGGAAUUCGACCUCUUCUCGGGCGUCACGCGCGUCGUGGACCUGUGCGCCGCGCCGGGCAGCUGGUCGCAGGUGCUGUCGCGCGUGCUCAUCAAGGGGGAGCGGUUUGGGCGCGCGGCGUGGCGGGAUCGCGACGCGGAGCUGCGAAGGCGGAUGCUCGCCGUGUUUCCCGACGCCAAGGUCGACGCUGCGGCCGGUGAUGAUGCAGCAGACGCGGUAGCAGCUGCGACGACGACUGCGAAGCCCGACGGUCCAGCGCAGCCGCGCCCCGGCGUCAAGAUCGUGGCCAUCGACCUGCAGCCCAUCUCGCCCCUCGCCGGCAUCACGACCCUCCGCGCCGACAUCACCCACCCGGCGACGGUGCCGCUGCUCCUGCGCGCCCUCGACCCGAGCCCCGAGCCCGACGGCCCGGACGGCAACAACAACAGCGGCAGCAACACCAACAACAAUAGCGGUGACAAUGGCGGCAAGGCGUCGCACCCCGUGGACCUGGUCAUCAGCGACGGGGCGCCCGACGUGACGGGCCUGCACGACCUCGACAUCUACGUGCAGUCGCAGCUGCUCUUCGCGGCGCUCAACCUCGCGCUGUGCGUGCUCAAGCCCGGGGGCAAGUUCGUCGCCAAGAUCUUCCGCGGGCGCAACGUCGACGUGCUCUACGCCCAGCUCAAGGUCUUCUUCGACAGGGUCGUCGUCGCCAAGCCCCGCAGCAGCCGCGCCAGCAGCGUCGAGGCCUUCAUCGUCUGCCUCAACUUUCGCCCGCCCGCCGGCUUCCGCGCCAGCCUCGAGGAGCCCCUCGGCGUGGGGCGCCGCCUCGACGCCAUGGCCAGGGAGAGGGAGAUGCAGCUCCCCGUCGUGGCGGCGGCCGUCAUGCAGGACCCGGCGAGGGGGACGUGGGACGCCGCCCCGGUUGGGGAUGCUGCGACGGUGGCCGCGGUGGCCGCGCAGAGUGCUACGGGCGCCGACGGCGUGGUUGAGAUUGAAGCCUACGACGACAUGGACGACAACGAGGCCCCAAGCGGCAUCUCGCGGAGCACAAGAUGGAUUGCGCCGUUUAUUGCUUGCGGCGAUCUAUCGGCGUUUGACUCGGACGCCUCGUACCAACUCCCAGAGGACUACGUCUCGUUGGACCCCGUCCAGCCUCCCAUCGCCCCGCCGUACAAACGCGCCGUCGAAAUGAGGGCGGCGCAAUCCAAGGCGUCGAGGUGA
Molecule: messenger RNA, 1305 nt
Organism: Purpureocillium lilacinum
Lineage: Eukaryota; Fungi; Ascomycota; Sordariomycetes; Hypocreales; Ophiocordycipitaceae
Biological process (GO): cytoplasmic translation; tRNA methylation
Cellular component (GO): cytoplasm
Molecular function (GO): tRNA methyltransferase activity
Source: RefSeq, a predicted model, not a curated record